Messenger RNA from Phragmites australis (common reed), 1968 nucleotides. RefSeq names its product vacuolar cation/proton exchanger 1b-like. The record is from RefSeq and is a predicted model, not a curated record. Lineage: Eukaryota; Viridiplantae; Streptophyta; Magnoliopsida; Poales; Poaceae. Bases 345 to 1691 code for a protein of 448 amino acids. Gene Ontology annotation, biological process: calcium ion transmembrane transport; intracellular calcium ion homeostasis. Gene Ontology annotation, molecular function: calcium:proton antiporter activity. Gene Ontology annotation, cellular component: plant-type vacuole membrane. The transcript has 11 exons.
UACCUACCAUCACCAUGUGCCCGCAACUGCCACAGGUGAGGUGAGAGACCAAACCAGAGCACCACCCUGCACGACGUCCUGAGCUGCGCUGCGCUGUAUAUGUGCACCCGUUUCUGUCCAUCUUGUUUCUCGUCGCCCCCGUUCAUUUCCAUCCAUCGCCACGGCCAAACAGCAGGGCGCCGACGGCCGACGGGCGGAGCGAGGGAGAGCCCAAGCCCAAGUCGUAAAGCGGUAGCAACAGACGGAGAAGGCACACGCCUGACAGCACCAACGCGCUACGCCCCUCACUGCCUUACUGGGGAGGCGGUGCCGUGGGCAGAGAGGAGCAGAGGUGGCGCAUCCACAUGGACUCCGACUCCUCUGCGACGGCGGGCCUCCUGGAGUCGCCCGCGCCCGCCAAGGAGAUGACCCUCCGCCACGUCGCCCGCACCGCCCACAGCAUGUCCUCCUCCUCACUCCGCAAGAAGUCCGACCUCGCCCUCCUCCGCAAACUCCCCUGCGCGCCACUCCUCGACAACCUCCAGGAGGUCCUCCUCGCCACCAAGCUCGUCCUCCUCUUCCCCGCCGUCAUCCUCGCGAUCGCCGCCCGCAUCCUACAAUUCGGACAGGAAUGGGUCUUUGUGCUUAGCUUAAUCGGGCUCAUUCCUCUUGCUGAGCGACUCAGCUUCCUGACCGAGCAGGUUGCAUUUUACACGGGACCUACUGUGGGUGGCCUGCUGAAUGCAACAUUUGGAAAUGUGACGGAGGUCAUCAUCGCACUCUUCGCCCUGCAUGAAGGCAAGGUCGUGGUGGUGAAAUGCUCUCUGCUCGGCUCCAUCUUGUCCAACUUGUUGCUUGUCCUUGGAACCUCCCUUUUCUUUGGUGGCCUGGCCAACCUUGGAACCGAGCAGCCAUACGACAGAAUGCAAGCGGAUGUCAGCACUGGACUUCUGAUUCUUGGUGUGCUAUGUCACUCUCUUCCACUGAUGCUGAGGUAUGCUGUCAGCUCCGGGGAGCAUGCGGUAGCCUCUUGGGAUGCAGGAUUAGAGCUAUCCCGAGCAUGCAGCGUUAUCAUGCUCCUGGCUUAUGUAGCCUACCUUUUCUUCCAGCUGAAGACUCAUCGCCAGCUCUUUGAGCCCCAAGAGGUUGAAGAUGAUGGUGAAGAAUUGGUCUCUGAAGAUGAGCCGGUGCUGGGGGUUUUUAGUGCGAUGAUUUGGCUGGGAGUCAUGACUCUGCUGACUGCAGUAUUAUCUGAAUUUGUUGUGAGCGCAAUUGAGGCGGCGUCAAAAUCAUGGGAGGUAUCUGUGAGCUUCAUUAGCAUAAUCUUGAUCCCAAUAGUUGGUAAUGCAGCAGAGCAUGCUGGUGCAGUCAUAUUUGCUUUUAAGAACAAACUGGACAUCACCCUCGGAGUAUCUUUGGGAUCUGCUACACAGAUUUCCAUGUUUGUGGUGCCAUUGAGUGUCCUUGUAGCUUGGAUCAUGGGAGUACCUAUGGAUCUUGAUUUCAACUUGCUUGAGACUGGUUCUUUGUUUCUUGCAAUAUUAGUAACGAGCUUCACCCUCCAGGACGGAUCAUCGCAUUAUCUGAAGGGACUGCUGCUUCUCUUUUGCUACGUUGUCAUUAGUGUGUGCUUUUUCGUUUUGAGACGGCGUGGAGAUGGCAACAACGACGGUGUCCAUCUGGGUGUACCAAGUGACUCAUGGAGGAUUUAGGGUGCCUGAUAGGUUGGAUUGCAUUCUCCAGUGAGUUUUUGAAUGAAUGUUAUGCCCUUCAUUUGCAGUUUUGCAUGCAGAACUGGAGAAGCUAGCGCUGCGAAGUCUGACUAAAAUAGACCAAAACGUAAUGUAUGAAAAUGUUGGGGUCAUGCUUCUUCUCACAGCAACUGCGCCAUCUAUGAAGCUAAUAUGUCCAAACGGUAUGACGCAAAGUAAUUAAGCAAAGCAUUAUGUAUGUAUAUUAGGUAAAAUAUGAUAUAUAGUGGUUGCCUGA